AGUAGAAUGUGAGUACGCGUGGUUGGUUCAGUGUGCUCGUCGAUUACGAGAGAUAACAUCGCAACUGAUACCGAUCUGCGAACGAUGCCCGAGAAAACCUUUUUGCUGCAAACCGACCAAACCGUCGAAUACGUCCGAGUUACACCCCAAUUGGUCCCCCGAUGCUUAGAGGUGAUGCGCACGUCGUUUUACCCCCACGAAACUGUUUGCGCAGCACUCCAAUUAGGAAAUCAUCCAGAAUGUUUCGCAGAAAUGGAUGCCAUCACCACAGACGUGAUUAAAGAGGGUGUUUCCAUUGCUGCCAUUGAUAAAGCCACUGGAUUAGUAGCCGGAGUCUCCAUCAAUAAAAUACAUGUUCAAGGCGAUGCCGAUUUUACAGAAAAACACAUCCAGAAUUGCCAACACUCCCAAUCCAGAAACGUGUUGCGAUGGAUGCGUGACGUGGACCACAAACUCGACAUCCAUGAACACUGUAAAGUGCAAACCGUGAUGGAGUUGAUGUUCGUCUGUAUAGCUCCGGAGUUCCGUAAACGUGGUAUCGCGCGAAAACUCUUUGAAGUUUCCGUAAAGUUGGCGAAAUCCGGUUUUAGGCCGAUUUUCCAUCCGGGGCAAACGUUUGAUCGUUUUAGGCCACCGGAAGUUGUCACCGCGAUUUGUACUUCUUUGGUCACACAAAAAAUCGCUCGAAAUAUGAAUUUUCAGAUAGCGGAUCGGAUUCAGUUUAGACAGUUUGGCUGUUACGACCGGAUUAAUUUAGGAGAGGCUGUAGGACUAUCCGUUGAUAGUUUAACGUAUGAAUAUUUACGUAUUUGAAGUGCUGUUUCAAUGCUAUAAUCUAUUUUCAUAGAUUUUUUCUUUAAUUUCUGAAACCCAGGCUUAUGUUUCUGUUGGGAACUUACCCUAAAAGAUCAAACUUUAUUCUUUAACAUGACUAUGUUAAAAUAAGUAUGUUUUCAAAAAUGUUGCUUAAAUGGUCUGAACUGGUCAACAAUAUAAUCUCUUGAAUA
Messenger RNA from Anthonomus grandis grandis, 1007 nucleotides. RefSeq lists its product as uncharacterized. The transcript is spliced from 4 exons. NCBI's taxonomy places the organism in Eukaryota, Metazoa, Arthropoda, Insecta, Coleoptera, Curculionidae. The coding region runs from base 85 to 813 and encodes 242 amino acids. The record is from RefSeq and is a predicted model, not a curated record. Gene Ontology annotation, molecular function: N-acetyltransferase activity.